AUGUCCCAACACAUGAACAUAAAGUAUGUGCGUAGUUUCCGCAAACGUACGCAGGAACAAGGAGGAGACGAUCCUCCGAAGCAAGCGAAAACGGCAGCCGAACGAUCGCGGGAUUAUCGGGUGAGAAAGAAGGUGGCCAAAGGAGAAGCGUCGUCCACUGCUGGGUGGGACGCUGGAGAAGGGCCUUCUACUCGAGUGUAUCCCCCGGUGCGCUCCCGUGAUGCUGAAACGGUCAUCAGUAUUCAAAAUGGAUCGGCCAUCGUUGAUGACCCUAUGAUCGGUGAUAAUUCACCGGCUCAAAUAUUGUUUGACGAUAAUCUCGAUCAGAAUGGUAUAGUAUCACCGUGUCCCGCUCGAUCUUCGAUCGCCGAUAGCAGCAUGCGUGACGAACAGGAUGGUUUCUCGUAUCCUGAGCAUUCGGGCCAGGAACCGUUUGAGCCAAACCUGGAAAGUGCGACGAGGGAAUUCGAAAAGAGAUUCGUCAACAAUCGUUUCGGUUUUCCGUGUGGCGUGUGCGACAGAUUGUGGUUUUCCAAUGACCUCAAAUUGCUUACUGCUGCAGCAUUUGAGAUAUUGCCCGGAAUCGAUUUGGAAACCACAGGCUUGUUUGCGUGCGUCACAUGUAGAACGAGUCUGAAACAUGGAAAGGUGCCGUUAUUAGCCACUUCUAACGGUUUUAAGUUCCCGGAGUAUCCGUCAAAUCCACAUCUCCCACCACUGGAUCCAAUAAGCGAACGUUUCAUCGCCCCACGGUUGCCAUUUAUGCAAAUUAGACGACUACGAUUUGCAGCAGGCAGUUACGGCAUCAUUGGUCAGGUGAUAAACGUUCCUGUGGAUGUGGAUAAAAUGGUGAAAGAACUUCCGCGCCAACUCGACGAUGACAGAGCCAUUAAUGUGUCAAUCAAGAAACACUUGAUCCACAAAACUAGUUACCUGUCUGGAUGGGUAAAGAAGGCAACAAUCAAAGCUUGGCUGCAGUAUCUGGUCACCACACCCCUGUAUCGCCGAAAUGGCAUAACAUUAAGCGAGGAUAAUCUGCAGGCCAUCGAUACCCAACUUCGAGUGGAUGAUGCCAUUGAAACCAUGGAGAGCGACAACGAUGUCGAAAUGCUGAUUGUACAACAGCAGACCCUACUAUGGAACGAGGAUAAGUGUCUGGAGAUUGCCCCGGCGCAGAACAGAGUACCACUAUCCAUCAUUUAUGAUGAGCACGCUGAGGAGCUAUCGUUUCCAGACAUAUAUCUAGGACAGCCGAGAACGUUCAAUCCGGAAGUACGGGUAACGCCUUUCAUGAUGGCUACCAGUGAGUUGCGCCGACGUGAUAGACGAGCUGUUAAACCGAAACAUUUGCUUUACGUGGCAAUGAAAAUUCUUCGACUGCGCGUUUCCGAAGGACUUCAAAACACGUUUCGGUGUAUGGGGACAGCGAAUAUAACACGAGAAAUGCUGAAGGACAAAGAAUUCCUUGAACAGUGCAUCGAUCGGAAUUUGUCUUUCUUGAAGUCCAUCCCAAAUUCGGUGCAAUACUGGCAGCAACGUAAACGCGAUUUAUUCGCAAUGAUUCGGCAGCUGGGAAAACCGACGAUGUUCCUUACUUUAAGUGCCAGUGAGACAAAAUGGCCUCUCCUGCUGGAAACACUGCAGAAAUUGUCAGGUGGAAACAUAAGUGGCAAUAUUAUGCAGCAACUGUCGGCACUACAACGGGCAACACUGGUGAAUGAGGAUCCGGUGACAUGUUGUAUAUACUUCAACAAGCUAGUUGACGUAAUAAUGCAGUUACUGCAGUCGUCGAGAAAAAGCCCGUUCGGGAACUUUCGUGUAUUGGAAUUCUUCAAACGAAUUGAGUUUCAACAUCGCGGAAGUCCCCAUGCACACAUACUGCUAUGGCUGAAUAAAGAUCCUGGUGAGGUGGUUUCAGAGCACAUGCCUGCUACUGUUUAUUUGAUUGACAGCAUUUGUUCCGUGAAAGCUGUAGAUCUCCCAGACAGCUACGGAAACCAGGUGCACAAACACACCUUUACUUGCUACAAGCGAGGUGAGAAAAGCUGCCGAUUCAACAUCCCAUACUGGCCGAUGGAUGAAACGCGAAUUUUGCUGCCACUCACGGUUGAUGAUGGACGCCGUGCACAACUCAAAAAGAGGUCCGUAGAGAUGCACAAUGUACUGGAGACCAAAGCAUUCGACACUCUCGACGAAUUUCUCGCCGAUUGCAAGUGUUCGUUUGAGAUUUACCUUGAUGUUAUCCGUGCAUCUAUAACACGACCAACGGUAUUGAUCAAACGGUUGAUGACGGAAUUAUGGACCAAUCCUUUCAACCCGUGGAUCGCCAAUGUCUUGCAGUCAAACAUGGAUCUCCAGUUCAUCCUUGAAGAGUUUUCUUGUGCAGCGUACGUCGUCGAGUACGUAAACAAGGCGAAUCGUGGCAUAAGCAGUUCGCACCGUGAUCUUGUGCAGCUUUCUGAGCAGUUCCCGGAUCAAGACCACCUGUCCUUAUUGAAGAAAGUCGGCAUCAAGAUGCUAAACUCCGUUGAAAUGUCUGCACAAGAAGCUGCCUGGUACCUUCUUCGUCAAUCUAUGUCGGAGGCCAGUAGAAAGGUGGAGUUCAUUCCUACCAUGUGGCCGCACGAAAGGACCAAGACAAGAAAGCGUACAAAGCAGAUGGACGAAGAAGGCAUUUCAGAUGAUUCCGUCGACAUAUGGACAUCCAACAUCAUCCAAAAGUACGAGGCACGUGAAGGUCUAGAGGAUGUCUGCUUGGCUGAUUUUGUAGCGCACUACACGAAAGUGAAGAGUUCCACCAACGGAUAUAAUCGUCGAUCCACUGCACGUGUGUUGCGUUGGCGAGCGUAUCCGAUGUCUGACCUCGAUGACUACAAGCGGGAGAUGGUUUUGCUGUUUCUGCCGUUCCGCAAUGAAAUGUGCGAUUUGCUUGAUUGUAACAAAUUCCUGCAGUUGUACGACAAUCAAGAAAGCGCUCUGCUUCUGAAACGUAAGGAAUACGACUGCGAAUUUAAUCUCGAACAUACUGUUGAGGAGUACCUGCGUAUGUGUGGUGCCGACGCAGGUCAAGAGCAGGAGACUGUCACAGACAAACUCAAUGAUUGUGUGCGAACAAUCCAUAUGGAUCCAAACGACGACGAUAUCCAGAACCUGCCAACGAACACGUUAAACGCAGUCGUUAAACAGCGGUCUAAUGUUAUCGAUAAAGAAGCAUACUGCCAAAUGGUACGAGCCACGAAUCCUGAGCAGCGGGCAUUGAUUAUCCAUGUCAUCCACUCGAUCCACAGCUUCGAUGACAUUAGAAAACCGCUACAAAUAUUCUUCACUGGCCCGGCUGGUAGCGGAAAAACCUUCACGUUGCGUAUCCUGAUGGAAACAUACAACCGUUUUAGUCAAGCACACAACGCCCAGAACAACGCAUACGUUGCAUGUGCUUCUACAGGAAAGGCAGCAGUGGCUAUUGGUGGAACAACAGUUCACUCUGCCUUCCGGUUGACCAUGUCCCGCAGGAACAACGCAAAAUUAAGUUUCGAAACCCUCCAGCUUUAUCGGAACGCAUUUGCGCACGUUCGGGCUAUCAUAGUCGACGAAGUGAGCAUGAUUGGCGCCAAUAUACUGGACGCAAUUCACGCGCGGCUACAAGACAUCCGAAGCGAGUAUGAUUAUGCUUUUGGAGGAAUGGACAUCAUUUUCGUUGGAGACUUUCGCCAGCUUCCUCCAGUAAAUGCAAGAUUUGUGUUCAAGCCACCUGCAAAUUCUAUGCAUGGAGCUGUUCUUUGGCAGUCACUACAGUUUCAUCCCCUUGUCAGGGUCAUGAGGCAGAGCGAUGAGGAAUUCUCAGCUGUCCUGACGAGUAUUGAAAAUGGUGAACGCUUGUCAGAUGAACAAACUAAGCUCAUCGAAAGCCGAUUUCGUACAGUCCAAUGGUGCAAGGAAAAUGUACCCAACGCCAUACGCCUCUUUCAUCGUAACCUCGACGUGGAACAGUACAACAGCGACGUACUGAGAGAAACGGACGGGCUGGAUUGUCUGGCCGAAGAUCUUUUCAAUGGGUACAGGACUAACGAGCAGCUUGCAAGCGCCAGGAACAAGAUACACAAAAUGAGUGUUGUGGAAGCCGGCGGGUUGCCUUACAUGUUGCGUCUCACCAUUGGAAUGCCUUACAUGAUCACAACAAACGUCGAAGUAGAAGACGGGAUUGUCAACGGUGCAAUCGGCGAGCUGAUGUAUAUAGAACAAAGCGAUGAUGAUCCUGAACAGCAAGUUGCACGACUGUGGUUAAAAUUUGAGAACGAUUCUAUUGGACGGAUUUUGAGAGUGAAAUCCAGGCCUCUCGUACAUUCAAAACCAGGUGUCUUGCAGCAGGAUUGGACACCAAUAGGCAAACGGUCGGUGAACGGUGGAACAUUCCCGCAAAUUGUGUACCAUUACGAGAAAGGACAGGAGCAACAGCUGGUGUAUGUUGGCCUCUCCAGAGUGUCCUCCCUUGAUGGUCUGUUUCUGACCAACGCCAAGAACGACUUCAAGUUUCAUCAUGCCAAGGGUAGCGACACACCGAAGAUACGGGAACUUCGAACGGAAAUGACACGCCUGUCAAAUCACCGUUUGUGCACCAUCAGUGAUGAGUUACUGCAGUUCGUGGAAACCAAGGGCCCUGGCAUUGUUUUGGUAUCCGCAAAUGUUCAGAGUCUGGGUGCUCAUGCUCUGGACAUUAGUACAGACCAUGUACUGAUGACUGGAGAUAUUUUAGCACUGAGUGAAACCUGGCAGGAUGAUGGCACCAUAACUGAAAUAUCAGGAUAUAACUGCGUUUCCCAGUCCAAGCGAUCCAGCACGAGAGCAGCGGGUGUUGCCAUAUACCAAAACAGGUCAGCGUUUAAUGUAGCCAGCCCUCAUACGAUUCAAAAGGCCAGUCGAAGAAACGACACAACGCUCAUUAUGGCAGAUGAAUAUGGCGAUGUUUGUUCUGCUGAGGUCGAUAUUAUGGGCAUCCGUACACUACUGGUUGCGUUGUACAUAUCUCCCAGCACAACCACCAAACAGAAGAAACUCUUCGCGGCGCGGAAUCUCUGUAUGUACGUGAAUUCGAGCAUGCCCAUAAUCGUGACUGGUGAUUUCAACAUCGAUGUCUCGAAGGAAGAAAACACCGAGUUUAUUGACUUCAUGAGACAAUACCUUCGCAUGGAAUUAGCUACGGAUCCUACUCAAGCAACCACACUCGGAGGAACAUGUCUCGAUCUGACAUUUCACAUUGGACAUCCACGUAUUGUGUACAUCCGUCCACUCACGGAUAUCUUUCCGUGCCCGCAACAUAACUUUUUCCUGCUGUCGGGGUAUCUUUGCCGGUUGAGGGUUUUGGCCUUCCUCCGGUGGAGCUCUACCUUGUUCGAGCCAAAACUCGACGCUGUUAACCUGAUGUUGCACUUCCACGAUUCCUGUUCACCUGAGAAGUGGUCUCGGCCUUCCUCCGGUGGAGCUCUACCUUGUUCGAGCCAAAACGCGACGCUCACAUUGGACAUCCAGGUACUGUGGUCUCGGCCUUCCUCCGGUGGAGCUCUACCUUGUUCGAGCCAAAACGCGACGCUGUUAACCUGGCGUUGCACUUCCACGAUUCCUGUUCACCUGAAAAGGUGUACUUCAACUGAUGUAAUGCGUCCCAUCCCUGAGACGCCCGCUCACGAAUAUCUUUCCAUGCCUGAGACACGCUUCUCAAAACAACUCUUUCCUUCUGUCGGAGUAUCUUUGCCGUUUGAUGCUUUCUCGAGCUACAAGCGCGACACUGUAAACAUGGGUUGCAUUUCAGCGAUCGUCUCUCAAGAUCACCUGGAGGAUAUUCUGCAUCUGCAGCUAUACUGUCAGAGCUUAUAG
Molecule: messenger RNA, 5868 nt
Organism: Armigeres subalbatus
Lineage: Eukaryota; Metazoa; Arthropoda; Insecta; Diptera; Culicidae
Exons: 8
Coding region: 1-5868 (1955 amino acids)
Biological process (GO): telomere maintenance; DNA repair
Molecular function (GO): DNA helicase activity
Source: RefSeq, a predicted model, not a curated record